AUGGCUUCCUUUCGUGCUCGCCGCGUCUUACUAUUCGCGUUCCUCGGGGCGGCUCUUGUGGCGAUUGCCGACGCACAGAGAUCUGUCACCAUCUAUGCCAAGAUGAAUAGCGGCAACGAGGAAACGGAGGAGGAAGAGACGGAGGAGGAAACGGAGGAGGAGGAAGAGACGGAGGAGGAAACGGAGGAGGUGGAAGAGACGGAGGAGGAAACGGAGGAGGAGGAAGAGACGGAGGAGGAAACGGAGGAGGAGGAAGAGACGGAGGAGGAAACGGAGGAGGAAGAGACGGAGGAUGAAACGGAGGAGGAGGAAGUGACGGAGGAGGAAACGGAGGAGGAGGAAGAGUCGGAGGAGGAAACGGAGGAGGAGGAAGAGACGGAGGAGGAAACGGAGGAGGAGGAAGAGACGGUGCCAUUGGCACUGGAGAAAGAGAGGACGGCGCUGUUGAAUGCUGCUGCUGUUGGUACUGGAGUGAGGAGCAGCAAUGAUGGCACUUGCAAUGGUUGA
Molecule: messenger RNA, 507 nt
Organism: Closterium sp. Yama58-4
Lineage: Eukaryota; Viridiplantae; Streptophyta; Zygnematophyceae; Desmidiales; Closteriaceae
Source: the annotation of a GenBank genome assembly